Molecule: messenger RNA, 1731 nt
Organism: Eublepharis macularius
Lineage: Eukaryota; Metazoa; Chordata; Lepidosauria; Squamata; Eublepharidae
Gene: SLC49A3
Product: solute carrier family 49 member 3
Exons: 10
Coding region: 189-1625 (478 amino acids)
Biological process (GO): transmembrane transport
Cellular component (GO): membrane
Molecular function (GO): transmembrane transporter activity
Source: RefSeq, a predicted model, not a curated record
GCUCGGCUCGGCUCGGCUCUGGCCGCUGCCCGCGGAACCGGCUUUUCAGGCCAGCGGCGCGAGCUUUGGCGAUGGCGUGGCGAGGUCCGGGCGCGCCGGGGAGAGGGCGCUGAAGUGGGCGGGCGGCCGGGCGGCUCGUCGGCUGCCCCAAAAGCGCCGCGGCGGCGAGCGCGCCCGGCAGGCAGGCGAUGGACGUGGAGGUGGCCGCCAGCCGCGCCGAGGCGGCCCCGCAGAAGGGCCAGCCGAGCGGCUUCCAGCUCUACCGGAGGCGCUGGCUGGUGCUGGCCGCCGCCUGCCUGCUCAACUGCUCCAACGCCAUGCUCUGGCUGACAUUUGCUCCAGUGGCUGAUAAAACAGCCGAACACUUCCGCAUUUCUCUGGAUACUGUCAACUGGCUGUCUCUCGUGUACCUGGUGAUAUCAGUUCCAUUUGGACUGGUGGCCAUAUGGAUGCUGGAUACCAUCGGACUUAAGUGUGUUGUGAUACUCUGCGCCUGGCUGAACAUGGUGGGAAGCAUUGUCCGAGCAUUCAGUGCCAUUGACGUCCUGAGCCUUGGUUCUCUCAAUGUUGUCUACCUGCUCGUAGGACAGUGCCUCUGUGCUAUGGCCCAGCCACUCAUUGUGUUUGCGCCAACGAAACUGGCAGCUUUGUGGUUCCCCGAUCACCAGAGAGCCACCGCCAAUAUGAUUGGCUCGAUGUCCAAUCCAUUGGGCCUUCUUAUAAGUAACCUACUGUCUCCUGCUCUUGUGCACGAAGAAAAAGAAAUCCCCUUAAUGCUCGGAGUGUACGUAGGGCCCGCUGUCUUGGCCUGCGUUUUAGCAACGGUAGGGAUUCGCAAGAAGGAGCCUCCAACACCCCCAUCAGCCAGUGCCAGUCAGUCUAAUUCGCAGUCAGUCUUCGCAGGCUUGAAGAUGCUCCUUCAAAAUAAGUCUUACCUCGUCCUGGCAGUCUGCGUUGGCGGAGGCGUGGCGCUCUUCACCUGUUACACCGCUCUGCUAGAACAGAUCCUCUGCGUAAUGGGAUAUUCAGAUUUCUUUGCAGGCUUGUGCGUUGCCUUGUUCACUGUUUGUGGAUUAAUUGGUGCCUUCUUUCUUGGGCUCUACGUGGAUAGGACAAAGAAAUUUAUAGAAUCUACCAAGAUUGGCUUUUGUUUAACUGCACUGGCUAGCAUUGCAUUCGCAGUGGUAUCUCGUUUGCGGAACCAGGCCUACCUGUUGGCAGCAAUCAGCUCAGUCUUUGGGUUCUUUGGAUUUGCGAUUUAUCCUGUGGCGAUGGAACUUGCGGUGGAAUGUUCUUACCCGGUGGGAGAAGGAACAUCAUCUGGGCUGAUUUUUGUGGCUAGCCAGAUCCUAGGAGUUAUCUUCAUGGUCUUACUCCAAAGCCUGGCUGUGGAGAUGAAAAGUGCUCCGUUCUCUACUUGCACAGUAUCCCAAGGAAGAGCCCUGGAUUGGUCAACUCCAUCACUGGUGCUAGCAGGACUCUGCAGCCUGACAGCCUGUUUCUACGUGGUUGCUUUUCACACUAGCUACAGGAGGAUCUACGCAGAGACUUCAAACGCUUGCUCGGCCAGCGAAGCAGACAACUACAUAACAGAAGCAGUACAAAAAGGAAAAGACACCGACUGAACUCCAGACUAAACCAAAGGCCUAAAAACAGCGGACUCUUCCUAGACUUUCAAGUGCCAUAACAAGCAUAAAAUAGCACAGUAAAUUGUAUUUUGAUGGUAACCAA